Molecule: messenger RNA, 547 nt
Organism: Juglans microcarpa x Juglans regia
Lineage: Eukaryota; Viridiplantae; Streptophyta; Magnoliopsida; Fagales; Juglandaceae
Product: ubiquitin-like protein 5
Exons: 2
Coding region: 88-309 (73 amino acids)
Biological process (GO): mRNA splicing, via spliceosome; protein modification process
Cellular component (GO): cytoplasm; nucleus
Molecular function (GO): protein tag activity; protein binding
Source: RefSeq, a predicted model, not a curated record
CCAAAAACACACGAGACAAGGGAAAAAAAAGAAGAAAAGAUCCAAGGAGGCUUGAAGAUCAGCUUAGGGUUUGGAAGACAAGCGAAGAUGAUAGAGGUUGUGCUCAACGAUCGGCUCGGGAAGAAGGUCAGGGUCAAGUGCAACGAGGAUGACACCAUCGGCGACCUCAAGAAGCUGGUGGCGGCACAGACCGGCACCCGUUCCGAUAAGAUCCGCAUUCAGAAGUGGUACACCAUCUACAAGGACCACAUCACUCUCAAGGACUACGAAAUCCACGACGGCAUGGGCCUCGAGCUCUACUACAAUUGAAUUCCGCCACUCUUCCACUCUUUGGGUCAAAAUUCAUAUCAAAAGAUACACCGUACUCUGGGAUGUGUUUGAUCUGUUUGGAAAUACAUAUUAUGCUACAUAAAGAGACACUGAAGCUUUUCUGGUGAUGCUGUGUCCUUCCAUGUAAAAUGUUAAUUGGGCAUAUAUGUGAUCUGGAUAUGUGAACACCCUAUACUUGUUCAACUAUAUAUCUAUGGAUUUAACUUCUGCCUGAAAA